This is a messenger RNA of Struthio camelus australis, 1581 nucleotides long. NCBI's taxonomy places the organism in Eukaryota, Metazoa, Chordata, Aves, Struthioniformes, Struthionidae. The record is from RefSeq and is a predicted model, not a curated record.
UUUGAUUACCAUCACAGACUUACUGAAGUUUCUGUAAGGCACCCUUCACAAUUUUUGUUCAACUACUUACUACUGCACUUAGUUUUGGUUAGAAAUAACACUGUGUUCUGCUUGGAUUCUUUUGGUACUUUCAUUUGUCAGGGAUUAGCAGAUACAGCAAAGAAGAAUUUUGGUGGUGGAAACACUGCUUGGGAAGAGAAGACCCUAUCAAAGUAUGAAUCGAGUGAAAUCCGUCUAGUAGAGAUCAUAGAGAAUCUGUGUGACAGCAGCAACUUUGAAUGUAACAACAUGGUAGAAGAGCAUGAAGAACAUAUAGAGAGAUGGUGGUUCAAACUAAAGAAGAAGUAUCCUGAUUUGUUUAAGUGGUUUUGCAUAGAAACAAUAGAAGUUUGUUGCCCUGCUGGAACAUAUGGACCAGAUUGCCUUGCUUGUCGUGGUGGAUCAGAAAGACCUUGUCAUGGAAACGGCCACUGCGAUGGUGAUGGUACCCGAGGUGGUGAUGGCUCAUGUAGUUGCAACAAGGAAUAUACUGGAGAUUUUUGUUUGGACUGUUCUAAUGGUUACUACAGUACCUUGAAAAAUGAGACACAUUCUGUUUGUACAGCCUGCCAUGCUGCCUGUGAAACUUGUACCGGAUCAAGUAAUAAGGACUGCCAAGACUGUAAAGAAGGCUGGGUCAAAAAUGAAGAAGCAGCUUGUGUAGAUAUAGAUGAGUGUGCUGCUUCUCCUUGCAAAGAUGAUCAGUAUUGUUUGAAUACGGAUGGAUCCUUCUCAUGCAAAGCGUGUGAUGCUAGCUGUGUAGGUUGCACAGGGGAAGGUUCUGACAAGUGUGAGACCUGUGCAUCUGGAUACAUAAAGCAAGACGAAAAGUGUACAGAUAUAGAUGAAUGUAACCUUCCAGAAAAGGUAUGCAUUAAAGAGAAUGAAGACUGUGUUAAUACUAAAGGUAGUUACAAGUGUGUAUGUUCAGAAGGGUUUGAAGAGAAGGAUGGAACAUGUGUUCAAGUUGUAAAAACAGGAGAGGAAAAAGAGACUGUAGCAACUGAGCCUUCACCUGGUGGACAUGAUGACUUAUGAUCUACAAUCAGAAUCAAAGACAUUCCUAUGUAAACUUUUAAAUUAUUGGACUAAGGCUCUGCUAGCUGACGUACUGUGGAAAUGAUAUAAAAUACGCAGGUUGCCAUUAGGGUUUUUUUUAAUGGUGACAAGCUGCUCUUUAAGCUGCAUUUCUUUAUUCUUAAAUACCACUUUUUUUAUACGGUUGUUUAAAAACAACACUCUAGAUGGGUAAGUAUAAAAUUUGAAUUAAAGCAAUGUACCCAGCAAUUGUACACAAGUUGCGGAUUUCUCCUUGUAGUGCCUACUGGAAACUGUCAUAUUCUUGGAAGGACUUAUGUUGCACUUCAUAAUUUCAGGAAUAAAUUGAACUAAAGUUUGGUGUUUCUUGACAUGAGAAGUAUUUCUAUAUCUGAAAUACCUUUUAGAAGUUGUCAAAGGGAAUCUCUUUGGGGGAAAAGUGCUGUUCCCUUAAAUGAAAUGGAAUGCCUAAUACUGCAUUCAAUAAAAGUUUAUUUUGUUUGA